UGGGGUGGAUUUAGUGGACCGUGGAGGCUUGGUGGUGGCUCAGCACAGAGCCAGUUGAGUGUCUCUCUCCCAGGCAUCCAUGUCCAGGACUUUGGCACAGAGCUCACCAGGAAUAUCUGUCAGCCUAUACAGAAGCGAAGCAUGCUGUUUUCUGCCAACAGCAAGGGCAGCAUGUUCCUUUGGUAUCGCAGCGAGGAGAUAACAUAUCAGAAAAUCUUUCUUCUCCCCACAAGCCAGUCCAAAAAUUGCUGAAUCAAAGGGAGAUACUGAAUGUGACCUUGAAGUGAUGACUCAGGCUGCCUGUGCACAGUGCUAGCUGGGUUAUUAACCCCUGGAAUCAGGAGACAUGGAAGAAACGGUGGUGGAAGAAGAAAACAGCACCUCCUGCGAUGUUUGCCUGCUGGAAGCUGAGUAGAAUGGAAAAUGUCACAUGUGGUCCUGUCCUUAAAUUCCCUCAAAAACUCAUGGGAGGUGGGGAAAGCAAAGGUGUAUUGCUCAGGGGGCUUUUAAAUUCCCUGCAAGCAAGAGCAAGCUGCCUCUGUCUCAGGGAUAUGAUAGCUCCUGCAGAUGCAACUCUUUGAAGAAAGUAUGUUUUAGCAGCUGGUGGAUUAAUGCAUGAUGCAACCAAACUGGGGCUCUGAGGGAAAACAGACAGAAAAGGCAAACGUUUAAAAGCUGAGAAGCCUGACUCAUGGGAUUGUAACAGCAAUAAUUAUCAAGCUGGACCUUUCAGCUUCAAGCAGAUUUCAAGCAAGGAGAUGUUUCUCUAACCCCUGGGACUGGAAAGGGACCUUAGUUACAAGCAGAAUUGGAUGAACUGAAGCCUCACAGCAUCCAGAAUAUAUAGAGAGAACCCCUAAUAAGCUGCACUGCAAGGGCCCCCUGCCAUGUGUGGAAAGAGGCAAAAGUGCUCCUUCUCCCGCCUGGAGGUGGUCCUCAUCGUUCUGCUGUCGCUGAUGAUAGCAGUGACCGUGGCACUCCUCGUCCUCCACUUUCUCACCCAAGAGAACAGCUCCAGCAAUGAUUAUGACGACCCACCACCAACCCAGAAACCAUCAAAUGGUGUCUCAGGAGACUACUUACUGGGUGCAGGUCGAGCAGAUUGCACAGGGCCAGUAGCAGAAAUUCCUCUGAUGGGUUACGCCAAUCCUGACCAGGUGGGCGGUGGGCUCCUCACACGCCUCUACAGCCGAGCCUUCAUCGUGGCUGAGCCUGACAGCUCCAAGCGAGUAGUAUUUGUUAGCAUCGACAUAGGAAUGGUGUCUCAGCGACUGAGGCUGGAGGUGCUCAAGGAACUGAAGAGCAAGUAUGGCGAGCUCUACCGACAGGACAACGUCAUCCUCAGCGGCACCCACACGCACUCAGGUCCUGGUGGCUACUUCCAGUACACGCUUUUCUGGAUCACUAGCAAAGGACUGAUCAAACCGUCCCUCAAUGCUAUUGUGAAGGGCAUUGUAAAGAGCAUUGAUAUAGCACAUCAGAACCUGAAAAGAGGAAGGCUUUUCAUAAACAGGGGCACUGUAGAAAACAGUCAGAUCAACCGAAGCCCGUACUCAUAUCUCCAGAAUCCAGCAUCUGAAAAAAGCAGGUAUUCAUCCAACACGGAUAAAGAAAUGGUGAUGCUGAAGAUGGUAGAUGAGAAUGGACAUGACCUGGGCCUCAUCAGCUGGUUUGCCGUGCACCCCGUCAGCAUGAACAACACAAACCAUCUUGUGAACAGUGACAACGUGGGCUACGCGUCUCUCUUGUUUGAGCAGGAGAAAAACAAGGGCAUGCUUCCUGGAGAGGGAUCUUUUGUUGCUGCCUUUGCAUCUUCCAACUUGGGAGACGUGUCACCCAACACCAAAGGCCCGUUCUGCGUAAACACAGGGGAAUCGUGUGACAACCCACAGAGCACAUGUCCUGUGGGGGGGGCAGCGAUGUGCAUGGCCAUGGGUCCUGGUACUGAUAUGUUCGACAGUACAAGAAUUAUAGGGCAAAAUAUCUACUCAAAAGCAAAGGAGCUGUAUGCCAAUGCUUCCCAGGAGAUCACAGGACCCCUCAGCUCAGCUCACCAAUGGGUGAACAUGAGUGACGUCCAGGUGGAGCUAAAUGCCACGCACACGGUCAAAACAUGUAAACCAGCCUUGGGAUACAGCUUUGCUGCAGGGACUAUUGAUGGAGUGGGGGCUUUCAACUUCACGCAAGGCUCGGUAGAAGGGGACCCAUUUUGGGAUCAAAUCCGUGACCAGCUCCUGGGAGAGCCAUCCAAUGAAACGAAAGCUUGCCACGAACCCAAGCCGGUUCUCUUUAGCACUGGAGAGAUGACGUGGCCUCAUCCAUGGCACCCUGAUAUUGUGGAUGUUCAGAUCGCUACCAUCGGAUCAUUGGCAAUUGUUGCGGUUCCCGGAGAGUUUACGACCAUGUCUGGACGCAGACUACGGGAAGCUGUUAAACGUGAAUUUGAUUCUCAUGGUACAGCAGGAAUGGAUGUCGUAAUUGCAGGGCUGUGCAAUGUCUACACCCAUUACAUUACCACCUAUGAGGAAUACCAGGUUCAACGAUAUGAGGCAGCAUCAACUAUUUAUGGGCCACACACCCUUUCUGCCUACCUUCAGCUGUACAGAGGACUUGCAAGGGCUAUUGCUACGAACACAGUUCAGGAUUUGCCAAGUGGCCCAGAGCCCCCAUUUUUCAAUAUGACUAGCCUGACCUUGGUGCCUAGCAUCAAUCCCGAUAGGACACCGGUGGAUAAGACAUUUGGGGACGUGCUUCAAGAAGUGAGACAACAGUAUCGAGUGGGAGAAGUUGCUGAAGUAACUUUUGUAAGUGCCAACCCUAGGAAUUCUGCAGAGAACAUGACCGAACACAACUUCCUGACGGUGGAGACAUACGUCAAUGUUUCAGGAAAAUGGCAGGUGGUACGGAACGAUGCCUCCUGGGACACCAGGUUUUACUGGACCAAGGGAUCAUCAGGUCAGAGCAAUGCGACGAUUGAAUGGCACAUCCCUAGUGGCACAGAGCCUGGCAUCUACAGGAUACGAUACUUUGGGCACUACAAGAAAAUACUCAAGCCUGUUAAUCCAUUUGAAGGCAUAUCCUCAACGUUUGAAAUCACAAGUCUGUAGGUGAUCUUGUUCAUUAAAGGAAUUGUUUCCUUUGAACAGUAGAUUUGAUAUCAGUGAUGUUCCAAUGGACACUGGGGAGUUUUCUUGUGGAAUAUGUGACUCAUACAUCAUUGCUGUCCCUCAUGUGCUGCUCGUUGUCCUUUGCUGUGCAAAGCUUGGCUUCUGCAAAAUUUUGACUUUUACCUGCAAUUCAACCUUACUAGUUCAAUAUAUUUUCAUUCAAGCUUUUCUGGUCCUGGUUGGAUCUCAUUAUAGUUGAUUCUUAUUAUAAUAAAAAGUUAACUGUUUUUCUUUA
Messenger RNA from Oxyura jamaicensis (ruddy duck), 3402 nucleotides. Its product is annotated as putative neutral ceramidase C. The transcript has 22 exons. Lineage: Eukaryota; Metazoa; Chordata; Aves; Anseriformes; Anatidae. The record is from RefSeq and is a predicted model, not a curated record. Bases 888 to 3107 code for a protein of 739 amino acids. Gene Ontology annotation, biological process: ceramide catabolic process; long-chain fatty acid biosynthetic process; sphingosine biosynthetic process. Gene Ontology annotation, molecular function: N-acylsphingosine amidohydrolase activity. Gene Ontology annotation, cellular component: extracellular region.